AUGAAAUGGCUAUACGGCUGUAUCAUAGUGCUAGCGGUCGGGUUAUUGUAUUUCCGACCGCUGCUACGUCAUCCAAGGACUGAAAUCGUGAAUGUGUGGACACUAACGUCUUCCUAUACUCCCACUAACUUUCAUAGGUACCGGAAUUGCUCUCUGUCAACAUGCCUUCGAUCUCAACGCUGUAUGCUUGAUUACGGCAGGAUAUCUGUAUACAUUCAGCCGAUAACAAGGGUUGAAGAUGAGGUAGGUUGCAGUUUCACUUGUAGUUGUAGUUUUAUUGAAUUUUAUCUUGAACCAUGA
Molecule: messenger RNA, 300 nt
Organism: Haemonchus placei
Lineage: Eukaryota; Metazoa; Nematoda; Chromadorea; Rhabditida; Trichostrongylidae
Source: the annotation of a GenBank genome assembly